GAUGGGGUCAGUGUACAUCAGGAGAGUUGGACCCGGACGCCCCGAAGCCCACUUGCUCACUCUCGUGCCCCUUCUCCCUCCCUCACUGUGAUUCUUUCAGAGGAACCACCUGUGCAUCUUUGGGAGCCUAUUUUGGUGAUUGUGUGUCUCUGGUGACCCCUUCCCAUCAGUCCGCAGGGCCCCCACCCUACCUGUGUCUCCGCAGGGGCCCAUGCCCGCUGGGAUGCUGAUUGAGCGCUCCUCGGACUUCGGCAACACUUGGCACGUGUACCAGUACCUGGCUGCUGACUGCACCUCCGCCUUCCCCCACGUCCACCAGGGCCAGCCUCAAAGCUGGCAGGAUGUUCGAUGCCAGUCCCUGCCCCACAGGCCCAACGGGCGCCUGGAUGGGGGGAAGGUUCAACUUAACAUUAUGGAUUUAGCAUCUGGGAUUCCAGCCACUCACAGUAAAAAAAUUCAAGAGCUGGGGGAGAUCACAAACUUGAGAGUCAACUUCACCAGGCUGGCCCCUGUGCCCCAGAGAGGCUACUACCCCCCCAGUGCCUACUACGCAGUGUCCCAGCUGCGUCUGCCAGGCAGCUGCUUCUGCCACGGCCACGCCGACCGCUGCGCCCCUCAGCCCGGAGCCUCCGCCGGCCCCUCCACCGCGGUGCAGGUCCAUGAUGUCUGCGUCUGUCAGCACAACACUGCUGGGCCCAACUGUGAACGCUGUGCACCCUUCUACAACGAUCAGCCCUGGAGACCCGCAGAUGACCAGGACCCCCACGAAUGCCAGCGGUGUGACUGCAAUGGGCACUCAGAGACCUGUCACUUCGACCCAGCUGUGUUCGCCGCGAGCCAGGGGGCACACGGAGGCGUGUGUGACAACUGCCGGGACCACACGGAGGGCAGGAACUGUGAGCAGUGUCAGCUGCACUUUUUCCGCAACCAGCGUCCCGGCGCUCCCAUUCAGGAGACCUGUAUCCCCUGCGAGUGUGAUCCCGAUGGGGCAGUGCCAGGGGUUCCCUGCGACCCAGUGACUGGACAGUGCGUGUGCAAGGAGCAUGUGCAGGGGGAGCGCUGUGACCUGUGCAAGCCAGGAUUUACGGGACUCACCUAUGCCAACCCGCAGGGCUGCCACCGCUGUGACUGCAGCAUCCUGGGGUCUCGUCGGGACAUGCCGUGCGAUGAGGAGAGUGGGCAGUGCCUGUGUCUGCCCCACGUGGUGGGCCCCAAAUGUGACCAGUGCGCUCCCUACCACUGGAAGCUGGCCAGUGGUCGGGGCUGUGAGCCCUGUGCCUGUGACCCUCAGAGUUCCCUCGGCCCCCAGUGCAACCAGUUCACCGGGCAGUGCCCCUGCCGAGAAGGGUUUGGUGGCCUGACGUGCAGCGCCGCAGCCAUACGCCAGUGUCCCGACCGGACGUACGGAGGUGCAGGCACGACGUGCCGCGCUUGUGACUGUGACUUCCGGGGGACGGAGGGCCCAGGCUGCGACAAGGCCUCGGGCCGCUGCCUCUGCCGCCCGGGCUUGACCGGACCCCGCUGCGACCAGUGCCAACGAGAUUACUGUGACCGCUACCCGGUGUGCGUGGCCUGCCACCCUUGCUUCCAGAUCUACGAUGCUGACCUCCGGGGGCAGGCCCUGCGCCUCAGCAGCCUCCGCAAUGCUACCGCCGUCGGCCUGUGGCCCGGGCUGGGCCUGGAGGACCCUGGCCUCACCUCCCGGAUCGCGGAUGCCAAGAGCAAGAUGGAGCAGAUCCAAGCAAUCCUUUCCCGUUCCCCGGUCACCGAGCAGCAGGUGUCCCGGGUGGCCAAUGCCAUUUUCUCCACCAGGCAGACUCUCCAGAGCCUGCAGCCUGAUCUGCCCCCAGAGGAGGAGACCUUGUCCCUCUCGGAAGACCUCAAGAAUCUGGACCGAAGCUUCAGUCACCUCCUCGUUAUGUAUCAGAGCAAGAAGGAGCAGUUUGAAAGGAUAAGCGGUGCCAAUCCUUCAGGGGCCUUCCGGGUGCUGACCGCAGCCUUCCAGCGGUCCUCCCAGGCUGCUCAGCGGGUCUCCGACGGCUCCCGCAUGCUCUUGCAGCUCAGGGACAGCCGGCGAGAGGCGGAGAGGCUGGAGGGCCAGCUGGGAGGAGGAGCCGGUGUUAGUGGGCCCCAGCUUGUGGCCCUGAGGCUGGACAUGGCUUCCUUGCCUGAUCUGACACCCACCAUCAACAAGCUCUGCGGGGGCUCCAGGCAGACGGCCUGUACCCCAGGAGCGUGCCCUGGAGAGCUGUGUCCCAGAGACAAUGGCACGGCAUGUGGCCCUCACUGCAGAGGUGCCCUCCCCAGGGCGGAUGGGGCCUUCCGGAUGGCGGGGCAGGUGGCCCAGCAGCUGCAGGGCUUCAAUGCCCAGCUCCAGCAGACCCGGCAGAUGAUCAAGGCCGCUGAGGAAGCCGCCUCGAAGGUGCAGUCAGACGCUCAGCGCCUGGAGACCCAGGUGAGCGCCGGCCGCUCCCAGAUGGAGGAGGAUGUCAGGCGCAUGCGGCUCCUCAUCCAGCAGGUCCGGGACUUCCUGUCAGACUCUGACACUGAUGCGGCCACCAUCCAGGAGGUCAGCGAGGCCGUGCUGGCCCUGUGGCUGCCCACAGACUCGGCCACGGUGCUGCGGAAGAUGAAUGAGAUCCAGGCCAUUGCCGCCAGGCUACCCAGUGUGGACCUGGUGCUGUCUCAGACCAAGCAGGACAUUGCUCGGGCUCAGAGGCUCCAGAUGGAGGCUGAGAAGGCCAGGAGCCGAGCCCACGCGGUGGAGGGCCAGGUGGAGGACGUGGUGGGGAACCUUCGGCAGGGCACGGUGGCUCUGCAGGAAGCCCAGGACACCAUGCAAGGCACCAGCCGUUCCCUUCGGCUUAUCCAGGAGAGGGUUGCUGAGGUUCAGCAGGUCCUGGGGCCGGCGGAAGGACUGGCGGCUGGCAUGGGCUUGCAGCUGGGUGACUUGCGGGCGCGGAUGGAGGAGCUCAGCCGCAGGGCCAGGCUGCAACAGGAGCAAGUGGCGAGGGCCCAGCAGCUCACAGAGGGUGCUAAGCAGCGGGCGCUGAGCGCCCAGGAGGGAUUUGAGAGAAUAAAGCAAAAAUAUGCUGAGUUGAAGGACCAGUUGGGUCGGAGCCCCAUGCUGGGGGCUCAGGGCAGCCGGAUCCUGAGUGUCAAGACGGAGGCAGAGGAACUGUUUGGGGAGACCAUGGAGAUGAUGGACAGGAUGAAAGGUGAGGGGACGGUCCUGGGGCUUGGACUCCUGGGCAUCCCAGGAGGCUGGCCCCAACCCAGGGCUUCUGAGGCCCACCCUUGUCAGAGCUAGCAGUGCUAAGGGACGAGACCAGUAGGGCUUUCCCAAGCAUCCAGGAAGUCAGAGGCACAAUGAUGGGGCGGUUGGGAAUGCAGAGAUACUUGUAAGACUUGUCCUGCCCUCAAGAGCUUGCAAUCCAGAUGGGGCCAUUUUUCUGGUCACCUGCAAGAUGCGUGAAGCUAUUUAACAGCACAAGGGGGUCCGUGAUAGGAGCCCACAUAAUAAGCACUCUGUGGAGAGACAUUUCUGUUGGAGAGAAAUGCUCAGUGAAGGUGAUGUUCAGAAAAGAUAAGAUUUGACAUAGGCCUGGAAGGAUGUGUAGGCCUGCGGGGGGAUGCUGUGAGGAAAAGCA
Molecule: messenger RNA, 3650 nt
Organism: Leptonychotes weddellii (Weddell seal)
Lineage: Eukaryota; Metazoa; Chordata; Mammalia; Carnivora; Phocidae
Source: RefSeq, a predicted model, not a curated record